Aegilops tauschii subsp. strangulata is the source of this 1815-nucleotide messenger RNA. RefSeq names its product high mobility group B protein 9. The record is from RefSeq and is a predicted model, not a curated record. Gene Ontology annotation, molecular function: DNA binding. Lineage: Eukaryota; Viridiplantae; Streptophyta; Magnoliopsida; Poales; Poaceae.
AUAUGGCGGAGAACAGCCAGCCCAACCUUGGGUUAUAAUGUCAUCUCUCCGCCUCACCCUUACCCCCGGCCCUUUCUCUCUACCGAUCUAUAGCGGUAUUUUAUUAUCGCUAACCUCACAGUAAUCCAUCCGGCGAAAACCUAAAGCAAAAGUAGGAGCAAAAUAUUCGUCCUAGUUUAAGGUAUGCGAGGGGAUACGAGGGCAGCGGCGGAGAUGUCCGUUGCGGAUGCUGCCGCUGCGGCGGACAAAGGUAAGGAGAAGGUGGAGGAGCCUGUGCCCCCGGCGAGGGCGGCGGGGGGCGGAAAUGGGAGGUUCAUGGCGUACCCGGCGCGGAUGGCGGAGCACAAAAGCGUGGUGGCGGACGCCGCCCUCUUCAGGGCUGAGCUCGAGAAGCUGCACGCGCACAUGGGCACAAAACUCAAGGUGCCAAUUAUUGGUGGAAAAGACCUGGAUCUUCAUCAACUAUUUAAGGAAGUUACCUCACGAGGUGGCAUUGAUAAGGUCAAGGCAGAAAACAGAUGGAGAGAAGUAACCGCGUCAUUUAUUUUCCCUGCGACUGCGACAAAUGCUUCUUUUAUGUUGAAAAAAUACUAUAUGUCUCUGUUAUACCAUUUUGAACAGCUCUACUUCUUUGGAGGACAGGGCUGGUAUCAACAAGAAAGUGAUCCCAGAUCACUGCCUUGCAUAGAAGUGAGAGCUGAAACACAAAACAUCGACAAAAGAAAAAGGGCCACCAAUGCCUCUUCAGACCCAGCUUUGGCUUCUGAUAAUGUCGAUGUGGAUGUAAUAAUUGAUGGCAAGUUUGAACAUGGUUACAUUGUAACUGUUAUUACGGGAUCAAAAUCCACAAAAGCAGUCCUUUAUAAUUACAGUGAGGAACCUGCUCUUACAACUCUGGCACCUACUAUGCACGUAAACAACACUGCUUCGAAGGGUGGACGUAGGCGGAGGCAACGCAGGAAGAAGCUAAGUACAACAGACCCCAGACAUCCCAAACCGAACAGGAGCGGCUAUAAUUUCUUUUUCCAAGACCAGCACAGAAAGCUAAAGCCAGAUUAUCCUGGCCAGGACAGGCUGAUUAGUAAAAUGAUUGGUGAACGGUGGAACAAUCUAAGCCCCGAAGACAAAGCUGUGUACCAAGAAAGAGGUGUACAGGACAAGGAGAGAUACCAGUCUCAGUUGGCUGCUUAUAAAGAAGAACUGAGAACAGGCCAGCCUAUGAGCAAUCCUAUGCCUAUUAUCGGCAAUGCACCUAUCCAGCAGACAUUUCCCCAGACAGAAGUAACUAUUGAUGAAGUGGACUCCAAAGUCAGUAAAGGAGAUAUGCUGCUGUCCAAUCAAAGGUACAACAACAGUGACGAAGGUGUUGAUUCAGGUGGAAAACUUGUUGAAGAUGAAGAGUUCAACACGGAUACAUCUCCUGAGCCUAGCAUUGAUACCACUGAUUCGCCUGGGCUGCUUGAUCCUUCUGCUGAUGGCGACCGAUUUGAACUUCGCAGGAGGGAGAACCCCAACAAAAAUGAGAAACAGAGCACUGCACCUAAAUAAUGAUUGGAAAAUGACUUAAUGGUACAUUCUUCUGGUACAAGAUUGGAAGUAAUAAGUUGAAGCGAGCGGCAGGUUAUGCCUACUGCCUUGGAUGUAGGAUCAGGUUGAUGUCUCAUUUUUAUUCCUUCUAUAUAUCAGCAUUGUUGUAGAAACUGCUACGGGCUGAUUUAUGUGGGUAACGCUCUAUUAGCGCAUGAAAUGCUGUGGGUUUUUUCUUCAGUUUGGAACAUCCCAAGUUGAUAUGUUGAAUUGGUUGGAUGGACGAUA